This is a messenger RNA of Ochlerotatus camptorhynchus, 4806 nucleotides long. RefSeq lists its product as uncharacterized. Bases 1 to 4806 code for a protein of 1601 amino acids. Gene Ontology annotation, molecular function: nucleic acid binding; RNA-DNA hybrid ribonuclease activity. Lineage: Eukaryota; Metazoa; Arthropoda; Insecta; Diptera; Culicidae. The transcript has a single exon. The record is from RefSeq and is a predicted model, not a curated record.
AUGCACCGUACAUCAAAUCCAUCCUCUACUGAGGCUGGAACCAAUCAAGAAGCAGAACGGACUGGAUCUAGCUCAACUACCAAUACCAUGACAUCCACUAGUAUCACAACAACCUCCAACAUACCGGAUAAGGCCUCGGGUAGUCGGGGCCCUAUCAGUGCGGACGCUAUGGACCAACCGGAACUGGUAGACACCCCCCGACGCUUGUUGGCAAACUCCGAAGAACACCGAAACUUCAUCAUCCCGGUUAAGCCACGGAGCAGUCGAGGCCCCGUAGGUGCGGAAGUCAUUCCUCCACCGGAACCAACGGACAACCCCCGUCACUCUAUGGCUGCCGGAAGAGGGACGGAAAAGGGAGUACACUCCUAUCCCCCUGUGGACAACGAGGGAUCGAAACCAACUACAAUGAAUCAGGACGACGAGGAAUUCAAGAAGGAUAAGCCGUAUAAGGACGACAAAGAAUGUGGAAAUAAUGGGUCGAGUGAUGACAUCACAUUCCCCCAACGAUCUAGGAACGAAUAUCUUAACGAGAACGAUAAGGAAGAGGAAAGAGUCGGUGGGUCGCGUGAUAACUUCACUCUCCCCCACGCGGAAGCCGUGAAACCUCGCUUCGUCAGGUCGAGUGACAACGUCACGUCCCGGACACCUCAAACACCAUUGCGUAAAUUGUGUGACAGGAGAGCUGUUCCUGUUCACGCACUAUCAAAUGCUCGCGAGUACGAUCGAUGGCAGGCCAAGAUCGGAGGGGUUCCCAACCCAUUCGUUGGAUCCUCGUCGAGUCCGGCCUUUGGAUCGGUGGCCCAGACAACUUUGCCGGUUGCGGGGCCAGUUUUGACACCUUCUGCCGGUGGAGCUCUGCUGGGGUCCACUCCCUUCUGCUCAUCACUAACAAACACCAAAACGCCCGGCCUCAAACGAUGCCAUAUCAAGUCAGUUACUGGACAGUCGUCCCGGGACAUUACUGGAGAAUACCUUUCUCCAACCAUCGGUCUGUCGCCUAGACCUGCAUCUGCUUCGGUGGCUCAUACAACUCUGCAGGCAGUGGGUUCAAUCCUGACACCUUCGGCCGGUGGAGCCUUGCUGGGAUCUACCCCCAGCUCUCCAACCUCGACUUGCUCCAACUCCACCACCAGAUAUACCCAAAUGCCCUCUCCAACCAAAAGUCCUAGCGUUCCUGGAAGACCUCGCAGCACCACUUUAGCGAUCCAAUGGAACAUGAACGGAUUUUUUAACAAUCUCGGGGACUUGGAAAUUCUAGUUCAGAACAACUCACCCAUGUUCCUGGCCCUCCAGGAGACCCACAGAGCCAACAUAGGACAGAUGAAUCGCACACUUGCGAGCAAAUUCCAUUGGAUCAACAAUUGCAGCCAAAGCAACAUUUACCACUCGGUCGCCGUCGGGAUCGCUGAUGGCAUCCCAUUCACUCCCAUCAACCUUAACACCGAUCUCCCAAUCGUGGGAGCUAAAGUCGAAUCCCCUUUUCCAUUAUCAGUCAUUAACAUCUACCUGCCUCACGGGAAAAUCCCAGACCUACUGAACAAGCUCCAACGAGCUUUAGCCUUAAUCGACGGCCCUCUUCUACUCCUCGGUGACGUCAACGGGCACCACCCCUCCUGGGGGAGCCCCAAAGCAAACCCCCGUGGCUCUACUAUAGCGGAACUCAUAGAGUCCCUCGACCUAGUGACCCUCAACGAUGGCUCGAGCACCUUCGUUCGCGGCCAGUACGAAACAACGAUCGACAUCUCCGCGGCUAGUCCAGCGAUUACUGGGCGGCUCCUAUGGAAAACUCUCGAGGAUCCAGCAGGGAGCGACCACUACCCCAUCAUCAUCUCGCUAGGGGAUGAUCCUCCAGAGACCUCAAGGCGACCCAGGUGGCUUUACGAUCAAGCUGACUGGAAACUCUUCAACGAUAAUGUGACGCAGGCAUACAUUGACCACCCAGCGACGAGCAUGGAAGAAUUCAUGGGGAUCAUCACUGAGGCCGCCAAUAUCGCCAUCCCGAAGACCAGCCCCAACCCCGGCCGAAAACCCCUGCACUGGUGGUGUCCCGAAGCGAAAUCUGCAAUCAAAGCCAGAAGGAAAGCUCUUCGUGCUGCGAAGCGCCUCCCUAAAGACCACCCAGACAAGGAACGAGCCACCGAGCUUUACCGCUCCAAGCGAAACGAGUGCCGGCAAAUCAUCAGGGAUGCCAAGAAAAGUAGCUGGGAGGAAUUUUUGGAGGGGAUCAACUCCAACCAAACGGCGUCCGAGUUGUGGAGCCGGGUCAACGCCCUCAACGGAAAAAGAAAGGCCAGGGGGAUGGCCCUCCGCCUCCAAAGCGGCCUCACACGAGACCCGCUCACCAUCGCCAACGAAUUGGCUGACUAUUUCGCCUCACUCUCUGCCAUUGACCGCUAUGACAGGAAAUUCAUACAAAAAAACCACGCAUCCACACAGAGCCUUGGCAACAUUGUCAUUCCGGAGGACUCUGUACCUACGCCCAUCAACGCGCCCUUUCGGUUCGAUGAACUAACCCUUGCACUAUCCCGCAGCAAAGGGAAAUCCGCCGGUCCGGAUGAUAUAGGAUACCCCAUGCUGCAACAUCUCCCGUCCAGCACCAAAGUCGAACUGCUAGACCUAAUAAAUAAAAUCUGGAUAGAGAACACCCUGCCAAACGAAUGGUCCCACAGUCUGGUAGUCCCCAUCCCAAAGCAGGGGCAAGUGGCCUCUACUCCAGAAAACUUCCGUCCGAUCUCUCUGACUUGCUGCAUUAGUAAAGUCAUGGAACGGAUGGUCAAUCGCCGUCUAAUUCGCUUUCUCGAGGACAACGACCAUCUCGAUCACCGACAGCAUGCGUUCAGAUCCGGUCACGGCACCGGAACGUACUUUACUGGCCUGGGCGAUGUACUCCAAGAGGCGAUGGAUGAAGAACUCCAUGUCGACAUAGCGGCCCUGGAUUUAGCUAAGGCGUAUAACCGCGCCUGGACCCCCCAAGUCAUCAAACAGUUGGCUGACUGGGGUCUGGGUGGCCACAUUCUACACUUUUUAAAAAAUUUCCUUUGCGGUAGAAGCUUUCAGGUGAUGAUCGGGAACCACCGCUCCUCAACUCGGGCGGAAGAAACUGGAGUCCCACAGGGAUCCGUCCUAGCGGUCACCAUCUUCUUGGUCGCCAUGAAUGGAGUCUUUGGGAUCCUACCAAAAGGAAUAUACAUAUUUGUAUAUGCAGACGACAUCGUCCUGCUGGCUUUAGGACGCACCCUCAAGGCUCUGCGAAGGAAAUUACAAGCUGCUGUAUCAGCCACCACAAGAUGGGCCAGUAGGGUCGGCUUUGAAUUAUCCGCAGAAAAGAGCGUGGUUUCCCACCUAUGCCACUUCCGUCAUCGCCCGCUACCAACAGCCAUCGUUGCGAACAAUAUUCCAAUACCCAACAAGAAGACCAUCCAGGUUCUCGGUGUACGCUUGGACCGGGAGCUGAGGUUCGACGCACAUUUCAACGAAAUCAAAGCCAACUGCCGCACGCGGCUAAACCUCCUCCGGACACUUUCCAAACCACACCGGAGCAGUAACAGAGAGAUUCUACUAAAAGUGGCCAAAGCCACUGUAAACAGUCGAUUAUUCUACGGGAUCGAACUGUUCUGCCUUUCCAACGACUCUCUUACCACACGACUAGCCCCAACGUAUAACCAGGCAAUCAGAAUCGUCGCAGGACUUCUGCCUUCAACACCGGCUGAAUCGGCAUGCGUCGAACUCGGUGUACUACCGUUUCAAUACCAAGUCGCCGAAACGCUGAGCUGCAGAACGACCAGCUACCUGGAAAAGACCACCGGGAAUCACGAGGUCUUUCUCCUCAGGGAGGGGAACAGAGUUCUCGGAAACUUGGUCCAUCAGGAGCUCCCACCCGUGUCCAGGGUACACUGGAACGGAGCCAGAGGAUGGACAGAACCAACCAUACGCGUUGACCUUUCAAUUGCCAAGCGCUUCAAGGCAGGUAACAACUCCCGUGCCAUGCAGGCCCACGUAGCGGAGCUGCUGAGAACUAAAUAUCCAAAUUUUCAACACCGUUACACGGACGGCUCUAAGGCCGUGGGGAAGGUUGGAUUCGGAGUAGCGGAUGUAUCCAAUAGCUACUUCUUUCGACUACCCGAUCAGUGCUCCGUCUUCUCGGCGGAGGCUGCGGCCAUCCACUUCGCCACCACGACACCCGCCAAUAAACCCAUAUGUGUCCUAACAGACUCCGCCAGCGUUUUAUACGCCUUGAAUUCAGCAACAUCCAGACACCCCUGGAUACAAGGGAUCCAAAAGGCCGCGCCGCCAAACACCUCAUUUGUUUGGGUACCCGGCCAUUGCGGUAUCCGGGGCAACUGUGAAGCAGAUCAUCUCGCUGCCACAGGUCGCUCCGGCCGGAUGGCCACCACAGUUGUACCCAGUCAGGACGUAAAAAAAUGGGUGAAAGCAUCCCUCCGAGACGCCUGGGCCCGGGAGUGGUUCGCAAAAAGGGGACCGUUCCUGAGAAAAAUAAAGGACGACACCUCCAAAUGGAAUGACAUUACGAGCCGAUGGGAACAACAGGUCUUAUCCCGGCUUCGAUCCGGACACACCCGAGUGACCCACAACAUGGGUAGUGCUGCCUCUUUUCGGAAGUUUUGCGACUCCUGCAACACGAUUAUGACAGUCGAACACCUGAUUGUUAACUGUCCCUGCUUUCAUAACAUCCGGCUCCUCUAUGGAAUACCGAACAGCAUACGUAACGCCCUCUCUAACGACCCGUCCACGGAAGCAGCCCUAAUAGUUUUCCUAAAAGAUGCUGGACUGUUCGAUAAAAUAUAA